This is a messenger RNA of Triticum aestivum (bread wheat), 2170 nucleotides long. RefSeq lists its product as uncharacterized. The transcript has 3 exons. NCBI's taxonomy places the organism in Eukaryota, Viridiplantae, Streptophyta, Magnoliopsida, Poales, Poaceae. Bases 760 to 2043 code for a protein of 427 amino acids. The record is from RefSeq and is a predicted model, not a curated record.
AUAUGCACGCCAAUUCAUCAUUUCCGCUGUCCAGCCUCCUUGAGAAGAAAACCAUCUAUACAAGCGUAGGAGCCGACCAUCGGGGCUGAGAUCAACGUAUAGUCUAAGGGCUGAGUUUCUCAAGCCCCUACAUCUACAUAGGCAAGCAUAUCCAUCGUUCUGUAGCGCGCAAGAGCAUCGUCCAUGUGAUAUAUAGGUACGUGAGGUCUGGCCAUGUACUCACUAUGCUGUUUGUUCGUGAGCCCUCUUCCCUUGUACAGGGGGUGUGUUCUUAGUUCUUACUCCUUCAUUCGUUUCAUUCUAGCUAGCUGGCUAUAUAUUACCUCUAGUCUUUUCUUCUCAUUCAUGCAUAUGCAGUUGUGACACAAUAAAAGAAAACCCACACCAGAGGUAGUCGACAUGAUGAUGGUCAUUGGCAAACAUCAGGACGGGUCUCAAGCAAGAGAUUCAAAAUUUCAGGACGUUCAUAUGAGGUCGUCGGAUGUUCAUAGAAGGCUCUGAAUGAAAUUGCUGUUGGUAUAUUCAGGUCACUGAUGGCUCUUGUUGAGAGUCGUCUAAGAUAUAUCACAUGCUUUCAUUGCGAGUUUUCCGUGGCUCAUCAAAGACGGCCGGGGACCCAGUAUAGAUGUACUCAUGACAAAUGAGUUGCAGGUUGAAUAGUGCCAGAUUAGAUCAACUACGUAGCCGCACCAAGUUGGCCCAUCCAUUGGCCAGCGGGCUGCGAAAACCUCUUCACACAAAGUCGAUAAUAUUCAACCAAUGGGGCGCCAGAAGCCAGUCAAGUCACGCGAUGUGCACCCUCCAGUGCCACCAGGGUUCAUCGAAAAGCUUGGGGUAUCGGAUGGAAUAUGCCUCAUAGCAGUGACGUGCACACUGGCCAGCUGUCUCGUCAAUUUCCAAGUGUCUCGAUUAAGCGAUGAUGGUUUUACCAACAAAGAAUAUAGUGAGUUGGUAACCGGCACAAUGGAGGUUGCCAUCUGCGGCCCAUAUAUAGUUGUGAAAUCACACGAGUUCAUGCCCAAAUGGACGCCGGCUAUGCUUGCGCCAUUGAAGUCAUGGAUCACAUGCGGUCCUAAUGUCCAGAUUUUCAGAGACACAGUCAUUCUUGUGCUCAUAGCUUACGUGAUAUUAGUGGACAUCAGCUUGAGCUUCGUCUGGCUCGCCAUCUUUCCAGUCAUAGCUCUUGUUUUCAUACGAGCGCUGCACCUCAAGUUCAAUCGGCGUACAGGGGGCAGCAGUCGUAAAGUUAAUCAAGGAUCUUCUCUCGUCGUCGUCGAGACUAAAAUGACAACCAUGGAGGUUGGGAUCAUAGUGGUGAUGACACUGGGGGCGCUAUUGGGUAUGGACCAGCUUCCCGACCAUGCAGCUGCCCGGUUCACCAUCUCACAGUUCCUCCUGUUCCUAAGCUGCACGGUGGCGGCAUUGACGCGCAUGGUGAUGAAGCUACCAGCUGGCGCCUCUCCGGGCAUAGCACUGGCGACGGAGAUGCUCCACAAGACCCUGCUUCUCCUCCUGCUGGCGACGGCGCACACGGCGGCCGCAGAGUGGCUGGGCGAGGAUGCUGUUCUGCUAUGCUUGCCGGAGGUCAUUCCUGUGCUUCUCUGGUUCAGCCUCCACCUCGACCGUAAACCAGGCAGCAGCUCCAUCAUCAGCGUCAACAAGUUGAAACCAUACAGAAAUAGGCUCAUCUUCCUCGGUGCAAUGGUGGUAGCUCCUCCUUUUGCUUACCUGGCCAACUCCAUGGAUGAAGUUGGGCUCUCCGGCUGGUCUACGACAUUCCAGGUGUCAUGCGGCGUCUCAGGGAUUCUGACCUACUACCUUGUGUUCAUGCUAAGUCACUGGCCGAAGAAACAAGUAGCAGAUGCUGGCAAGGAUGGUGGGGCUUCCGGUAUGCUCAAAUUAUGGGCAUACGCUUUACUCAUAGCGGCGGCUGCGUCCCUACUGCUCAAGUGUCUGGUUUCUGCCAGGCUUGGUCUGCAACUACCACUGCAUGAAACGGUUAUGUAUGUUAGUAAUGUUUUGGGUUUUAACUACUCAAAUUAGUAUAUAUAUCAAAUGUUGUGUUGUGUUUGUAAAAUACACGGUGCUGUAUGUGUGUACAUACGUACAUACAUAUAUGGCGGCAUGUAUGUGUGUCAGUUUGCAUGUUAAUACUGGGGUCUUGGGUGCA